Lolium perenne is the source of this 2313-nucleotide messenger RNA. RefSeq names its product cytochrome P450 703A2. Gene Ontology annotation, molecular function: monooxygenase activity; iron ion binding; heme binding. Lineage: Eukaryota; Viridiplantae; Streptophyta; Magnoliopsida; Poales; Poaceae. The record is from RefSeq and is a predicted model, not a curated record.
AGAAUUUCCAACCUCUUAAGGUAGGCUUACAGGGAGAAGUGCACCAGGGAGUUAGAUACUGUGUUUGAGAUAACGAUAGAUUUCUCCAUGUUCUCUUAAGUAAACUAUGAUUUAUAUCUGCUAGUAUAUUAUUGAUGUGGUAGAUGUUGGAGUAAGAUUUGCAUGCUAAAUAUAUUAUGUCUUCAUAAUGACAGGAAUCUGCUGAACAAACUUCUAGAUGAUGUUCGAUCGUUCAUGCCUAAUUCAAAAAAAGUUUUGUAAAAAUAGAAUUUGUGCCAAGAAAAUUGCUGAUAACAGUGUGGAAGUCAUAUGUUUUGCGAAUAUAAGAUCUGUUGUCAGUUUUUUUUUGUUCCAGUUCUUUUCUAUAUACAUUUCCCUUGGCAUUUUUCCGCUCUCUGCAUCACUACCUUAGUCAUGUCAAGAUCAUGACAUUUGUUAUACGAUGUUAGGUGAGAUGUUUAACCAUACAUAUCAGCACAAGAAUCAUGACCACUCUAAUACUCUAACCAUAUCGCUUCAACUUAAUGAUUUUUCACCGGCAAGCUUGAUGAGAUCCCAUAAAUAGAACAACAUUUGCAAUUCGACUAGAAUUUCCAUCCUCUUGUGAUCUAUGGAUCCACUUCUUCUUUCCAUCAUCUUAUGCUCAUGGAUCCUUGCUGCAGUGUAUUGGAGAAGAUUCAACAGGAUGAGGCUAAGGCUUCCACCUGGACCUCCAAGGUGGCCAAUCUUUGGAAACCUUCUCCAGUUGAGUCCUCUUCCCCACAAGGACUUUGCUCGAUUUUGCACCAAGUAUGGACCCCUUGUCUAUCUUCGUCUUGGAACCAUUGAUGCCAUCACCACUGAUGACCCUGAAGUCAUCCGUGAAAUACUUAUCCGGCAAGAUGAGAUCUUUGCUUCACGGCCCCGGACAUUGGCUGCUGUUCACCUUGCCUAUGGGUGCGGUGACGUGGCUCUUGCUCCACUGGGGCCAAACUGGAAGAGGAUGCGGAGGGUCUGCAUGGAGCACCUGCUGACCACCAAGCGGCUGGAAUCCUUUGCUGCUCACCGAGCUGAGGAAGCUGAGCACCUCUGUCAGUUUGUAUGGGCUAAAUCCCAGUCAGGUAAGCCUGUGAAUCUCAGAGAGGUUCUUGGGGCCUUCUCAAUGAACAAUGUGACGAGAAUGCUGCUAGGAAAGCAGUACUUUGGGCUGCAGUCAGCAGGCCCCGGUGAAGCGAUGGAGUUCAUGCACAUCACCCAUGAGCUGUUCUUUCUGCUGGGCCUGAUCUAUCUUGGCGAUUACUUGCCUGCCUGGAGAUGGGUCGAUCCAUAUGGAUGCGAGAAGAAGAUGAGGGAGGUUGAGAAGAAGGUGGAUGAUUUUCACCAGAAGAUAAUUGAUGAGCAUAGGAAGGCAAGGGAGGCCAGGAAGAGUGCAUCCCUUGAUGAUGAUUGUGAUGAUAGCAAAGAAGAGAUGGACUUUGUUGAUGUGCUGCUUUCCUUGCCUGGCGAGAAUGGGAAGGAGCACAUGGAGGAUGUGGAGAUCAAAGCCUUAAUGCAGGACAUGAUCGCUGCUGCAACUGAUACUUCAUCAGUGACCAACGAGUGGGUGAUGGCAGAGGUGAUCAAGAACCCGCGCGUCCUCCGCAAGAUCCAGGAGGAGCUCGACGCCGUAGUCGGCCGCAGCCGCAUGGUGGUGGAGUCGGACCUCCCCCACCUGACGUACCUCCGCUGCGUGGUCCGGGAGUCCUUCCGGAUGCACCCGGCCGGGCCGUUCCUGAUCCCGCACGAGUCCCUGAAGCCGACGACGAUCAUGGGCUACGACAUCCCGGCGCAGACGAGGAUCUUCAUCAACACCCACGCGCUGGGCCGGAACCCGCGCAUCUGGGACGACAUCGAGGAGUUCCGGCCGGAGAGGCACCUCCCGGCGGACGGCGGGCGCGUGGAGAUCAGCCACCUGCCGGACUUCAAGAUCCUGCCUUUCAGCGCGGGGAAGCGCAAGUGCCCAGGUGCGCCGCUGGGCGUGAUCCUGGUGCUCAUGGCGCUCGCCAGGCUCUUCCACUGCUUCGACUGGUCCCCGCCGGACGGCCUCCGCCCUGAGGACAUCGACACCAACGAAGUCUACGGGAUGACCAUGCCCAAGGCCAAGCCGCUCAUCGCCGCCGCUCAACCGCGCUUGCCGCCGCAGAUGUACGGCUCCUGUCCUAGCCAUGGCAUGCAGAUGUAAGCUCGAGCAGAACAUAGAUCCUAUUAUACUGCCACAAGAAUGGUGAACAAAAAUACAUAUAUGCACCCUGACAAUUUCGGAACACAAAGAAUUGAAUGAUUUCUUCCUGAUCA